UAUAUAGCUCAUCUAAGUUUAAACUACUCUUUUAGUCAAUUGCCGAAGCUCGGUUCUCGCAUUAAGCACCUGGUCGAGCAUAGUAGUGGUAGUGUAUAAGUAGUUACAAUACCUAAGUAAUAAUAGUAUAUAUUAUCCGUGUGCUCGUCGCGUGUGUGUCUACAUAUUAGAUAUUCAUCGUGCGUUCAGUGUCGCCGUGCUCGAUCUCAUCGGCUCGAUUCGCGCUCUUACACGGUUCGGAUUUAUUCGAGUACUCGUACUUAAGCACCGCCAGUGGCGCUGAACGUUUUCGCAUCGAAACACAGUAUUUACACGUACAAAACCAAAGGAUGUACGCAAUCCGGGAUCAGAAAGAUUUUAAACGGCCCGCUGUUACCACGAUCUCCAUUAGCGAUCCUAAUGAGACGAUCAGUGACUUGGAGCCACCUCGUCCCUGCGAUUUAUCGAUGAUCAAAUGGGUAUUGAUCGUGACCUUGGCAUGCUGCGCGCUCAUGUACAGCGCAAGCUCUUCGCCCAUUUCCACCGAAGAACCCGCUAAGCUGACCGCAUCGUCGGCCGAGGUCACCGACAAGGUGUCGACCGCGGCGGCCACCGACAGCGCCAGGCAGUCGGCCGAGUCCAGCGCGGCCGCCUCGCCGGCCCCGGUGUCCGAGCAGCCGCAGCCCGUGGCCGCGCCCGUCGCGCCCGCCGUCCAGGAAUCGUCGUCCACGGACGACGACGACGACGACGACGACGAUGACGACGACGUCGACUUGGACAUCACCGGCGACUCGGACGACGACGACGACGACGACGACGACGACGAUGACGACGAUGACGACGACGACGACGACGACGAAGAGGCCGACGCACCGGCCCAACCGGCCAGCGCCAACGCGGCCAACGGCGCCACGGCGUCCACCGGCACCCAAGCCGAGUCGUCCACCAACAGCGAAGACGACGACGACGAUGACGAAGACGACGAAGACGACGAUUACUUCGACAGAUUCUUCGAAGACAUCCUCGGAGAUGGAGACGACGAGGAAGAGACGCCGGCGGCCGCGGCGGCCGUGCCGGUGUCCGGAUCGGUGUCCAGCACGUCGGCGCCACAAGGACUGUCAGCGUCGGUGGCCGACUCGGCGGACUAUCCGUCGGGCAUCGCCGGUGGUGAGCUAUCGUCGAAUCCCAACUACGACGACGCCGUCGAUGACGGGGACUCGGGUUCGGCGGCGUCUUCGUCGUCGUUGUCCGACCUGGACGGGCCGCACACCGUCACCCUGUUGUCGCCCGUGCCCGGCGACGACGACCUGACCGGCGGCGGCGACGGCAACGCCGCUUCCGUGCAAGUCGUGGACACCAACAGCAUAGCGGCCGCCGCGCCGUCCGCCUCGUCGCCGGCCACGGACGACGACGAAGACGACGACGACGAUGACGACUCGGCCGCCGACGAGGACGACGACGACGACGACGACGACGACGACGAUGACGACGAUGACGACGACGACGAAGAGUCCUCAGAAUCGGAAGCCAAGAGUGUCGCCGGACGAGCGCGUGCCAUGCAGACAAACAGCAGUCCGGUAACUGUGCCGCCUUCGUACGUCGCCAAGUACAACAGGUUCGUGGACAACGUGCUGGGAAGGAUCAAUAAGAUUUUGAGGAAAAACUACGACCCGGUCAACGUGCGCCUCCAGACGCCUACGGAAUCUACGACUGACAACAAGAAGAAGGGCACCACGCAAAAGCCCAAGACUAAGAACAAGGUCGAAUCCAGAGAAGGCGCCGGGCAAGUGUUGGCGAAAAACGACACUUCUUCGCCAGCCCCUACCGUAGACCCGGCUCUAACCGAAACCGAAGCUUCUGCCAAUCAGACAGCCGUCAACGGUACCGCACGGGCACAGCGCAAACACGGCCACAGAAACCACGGCCACCACCACCACCACCAUCACCAUAAUAAACGCCAGCACCCCAGUCAAAAACAGAGACAAUCACACCCACCACACCAUCCGCAUCAACAGCACCCGCAACAACACAACCGCAAGUCCAGAGCGCAAAACAACAAACCCAACGCCGGCAACAAGAACAAGAACGCCAAACCAACACCACCAAGAGCAAGAGCUACCAUGUACGGACUUAGCACUCUUCGUCGAGACGGUGACGUCAGCGUGAACGUGAUGAACAGCCAUACCACCGUGAAGACCAAGUUCUUGGUUGGUCCGCUGACCUUGAAAGUAGAAAAAGAAUUCGGUCGAGGCGCCAAGAAGGAGAUAAGGUCAGCGACGGCUACCACCGGCGAGCUUGUCGGUCGCCUAAACAUGCGAGUGUUGAACGGCGGUGCAGCCACAUUGCACUCGAUUCGUGUACAUCAGCCCAAACAAUUGAAGGUGGAAAGCGCAGACGACCACGACAAGACCAGAGAGUACGUAUGGAGGAGAUCCAACAUGAUCGCUCAUCUGGUAUCGCAAAAACUGACGUUCGCGACGAAAUCUAUGUUGCAGCCGACCCCGGAAAAGUCGGACCUUAAAGUGUAAUAUACUAAUAGCGAAUACCUAUAUACAUAGUAAAAAUGCAGUUCGACUGUACAUAUAAUGGCUGAUUAAAUGAUAAGAUUUUUUCACUAUUUAUUUAUUUAUUUAUUUAUUUACUUAUUUAUUUAAAUUAUUUAUUUUUUACUUUAAAGACUCCAUGACAACGCAUGUUUGUAAAAAUAAACGAUUUUUCAUACUAA
This is a messenger RNA of Adelges cooleyi (spruce gall adelgid), 2704 nucleotides long. Its product is annotated as lateral signaling target protein 2 homolog. The transcript has 10 exons. Lineage: Eukaryota; Metazoa; Arthropoda; Insecta; Hemiptera; Adelgidae. The record is from RefSeq and is a predicted model, not a curated record. Bases 330 to 2507 code for a protein of 725 amino acids.